Molecule: messenger RNA, 726 nt
Organism: Aspergillus tanneri
Lineage: Eukaryota; Fungi; Ascomycota; Eurotiomycetes; Eurotiales; Aspergillaceae
Exons: 1
Coding region: 1-726 (241 amino acids)
Source: RefSeq, a predicted model, not a curated record
AUGCCGCUUCAAGACCUCCCAGAGAUCCUGCUCCUUUGCAUGGAGGAGCAAUACAGCUCCGAAUUUCACCACGCGCUACCUUCUGUCUGGCCCGCUUUCGCCUCCAAUCCUCCAAUCACCAUCACCACAUUGAACGAGCGUCUCGCCGCUGUCCCCGACACUCAUUCCUUCCAGCUGGUCGUCUCUCCCGCUAACUCCUACGGUCGCCUAGACGGCGCCUUUGACGACGCCAUCUCACGCGCCUUCUGUCGUCCACACCAUGACUACGAUACGCUUACACGUGCCGCCCAACAAACUCUCUAUGACCGAUGGAGGGGAUUCGCCCCGCCGGGUACGUGUACUCUCGUCCCCUUUCCAGAGGAGCUCGUCGGUGAAAAUCCCUGGGGCUGUAAAUGGGUCGCUAUCUGUCCCACCAUGCGGUGUCCGUCCCGCGUGUCCUGGGACCGUGAGGUCGUCUAUAAGUGCGUCUGGAGUCUGUUGUGCGAGGUGGAACGGUGGAAUCGCGAGGUGCGCGAGAAGGCCAGCGGUGAGCGCAUCAGCCGUAUUCUCAUGACACCAUUGGCGACGGGCGUGGGCCGAGUUACCAAGGAGAGAUGGGCGGCGCAGUUAAUUAUGGCUUUAAAGCAUUUUGUGGAUGCGGUGGAGCGGCCCGAAAGGUGGCAGAGCCUAAGCUGGGAGGACAUAUAUGCCGAGGUGGAAGAGGUCGAAAAGACGUGGUUUGAAUGA